CCAUCCCAGGACUCACCCCUCUCUGUUCUCCCCUAGGAAGCUGCACAGUGGGAUGAAGACGUACGGAUGCGAGCUGUGCGGGAAGCGGUUCCUGGACAGCUUGCGGCUGCGAAUGCACUUACUGGCUCACUCAGCGGGUGCCAAGGCCCUGGUCUGCGAUCAGUGUGGCGCCCAGUUCUCGAAGGAAGACGCCCUGGAGACGCACCGGCAGACGCACACUGGUACCGACAUGGCUGUUUUCUGCCUGCUGUGCGGCAAGCGGUUCCAGACGCAGAGCGCCCUGCAGCAGCACAUGGAGGUGCACGCCGGGGUGCGCAGCUACAUCUGCAGCGAGUGCAACCGCACCUUCCCCAGCCACACCGCGCUCAAGAGGCACCUGCGCUCCCACACAGGUGACCACCCCUACGAGUGCGAGUUCUGCGGCAGCUGCUUCCGGGACGAGAGCACGCUGAAGGGCCACAAGCGCAUCCACACCGGGGAGAAGCCCUAUGAGUGCAACGGCUGCGGCAAGAAGUUCAGCCUCAAGCACCAGCUGGAGACCCACUACCGAGUCCACACAGGUGAGAAGCCCUUUGAGUGCAAGCUGUGCCACCAGCGCUCCCGGGACUACUCGGCCAUGAUCAAACACCUUCGGACCCACAAUGGCGCUUCCCCUUACCAGUGCACCAUCUGCCUGGAGUACUGCCCCAGCCUCUCCGCCAUGCAGAAGCACAUGAAGGGCCACAAACCAGAGGAGAUCCCCACUGACUGGCGGAUAGAGAAGACCUAUCUCUACCUCUGCUACGUCUAAGGGAGGAGGCAGAGGGGCAGCAGGGCCAAGUGGCAGAUGACUGGGCAAAAAAAAAAUCCCACCAAACCCGCAGCAUCCAUGGCCUUGUUUGUUUUCAGUUCUCAUUCGUUUCUUCUCGCCGGAAGGAUCCUGCAGCUCACGCCGGACUGAGCGACACACCGGCCCCUUCUCCCGCCCCGUCCAAACUGCUGUCCCAGCUGCUCAUGCGCCUGCUGCCCUUUCACCCUUGCUGCAGGGCAGAUUUCACCCUUUGAACCCCCAGCCAGGCCCCCCGUCACCUUUGGCAUUGGCCACUGGUGCUGCUGGGAAGACCAUGUAGGAAAGAGGCGCUUCCCUGAAAGUGUGUGUACAGCUAGUGCUCUGGGAAGGCUUUCAUUCCUGGUGUCCUGUCACUGCAUAGACCCUGCCGUGGAUGCCCUGCAGAGGCCCUGAGCUCCCAUGUGGGCUUGGGCCCCAUUCUGGCAGGUUCUCAUGCUCCCAGGCUGCAGCAUCGCAGGCAGGAGAGCACAGUGCCCUGUGAGCCACAAGUGGUUUGGCAAGAGUGUCCUGGGGGCAUCCUGGCCAGAGGAGGGUGUUUGGGACAGGGAGCCAGCUGGGAGCCAGGCUGCCUUGAGCUGUUGCCUGGUGUCCAGGUGGGCUCAGGGGCACAGGAUGCUGCUGCUCUCCCCAUGACCAAAGAUGUCUCUAUGCAUUUCUCCCUCCUUCCCUGCCUUCCCGGGGCAAGGGUGAAGCCCCUCAUGGGGAGAUGCAGUUGGUUUGGUGAUAUGCAGUCAGUGCCAGUGUUGGAGCUGUUAGUAUGUGGCAUCACUCUGAAUGCAGGGAUCCUCUUUUCUUCUGCUGAUUUGGGGCACCUAGAAGGUGCCAAGUGUGGGGUUUUUUGCCCAGCCCUCAGCCACAGGAGCCCACAAGUAAGGGGUGCCCCGUGGCAGGCGGCUUUGCUCGCCGCUUUUUUUGCUUUUUGUUUGGGUUUUUUUGAACUUUCUUUUGGAAUAUUUCCGCAUUUAGCACAUUUUACUUGAAAUUACCUCAUUUUUUUGUGACCUCAUGAGCUUUUAUUGAUUUGGGAGGGACAGGGGUUGGCAUGGCUGGGGUGCACCAGCCACGUGCCCAGCAUUGGUGGUGGAGAGGUGGUGGGGCACUGGUGUCCCUGCCAGACUCCUGUUGUGCAUUAUCCUUACCAAAACUGGUAUUUUUUGCCUGGCCCCAUGGGGCUGGGGGUGUUGGUUCUGAAGCUACCUCUUGUGUUUGUUUUUGUUGUGUUUCUCCUGCGCAGCCGCGGGCUUGGUGGUUCCAUCCCACGGUUCUUUUUUUGUCAUUUUGCUGCGUUUGGGUGAAAAGGGGGGAAAAGGAGCUGGGGGUGGGGGUGGUGGGACAGUGUCUGGACAGUUUGGAGGGACACUGAUGGCCCCUCUGUGUUUGGGGUGCCCUUCCCACCUCUCCUGGUGCCAAGCAGGGAUAGGGCUGUGGGAGCAGCGUCCUGCCUGGCGCCCCAGUCCGGCUUUGCACGUGCGUGUGCCCCUGCGUGUGGGACAGCUGCUGCUCUGCGCAGGGAGGGCACCGCUGCUGUACAAUCCGGGAUGUGACUGUGGAGAACGGCUCGUUUCAUUGUUGUGCCUAAGAAAAAAACAGGAAAAAUACUUUAAAAAAAAAGAAAACAGUUCUUUCACACAGAAAGUUGCUGCAAUUUCUGACGUGUGCAUGGCAGGUCCCCGUGGUGUCCUGGCGCUGCCAGACACGGGUGCCAUGGUGCCAUGGAGCACGUGGCCAAGCUCAUGUGGCUUUUUUUUUUGCUUUAACCUCCCCUUCCAUCCCACCAUCCCUCUCCCUCAGAGACACAGCCCCCACUGCAACAGUGUUGGGGUCAGCAUUGGAGUGAUGCUGCUGUAUCCCGGGCGCACGUCCCCGCACCGUUGGCUGUGGCGCAGCCCCUGCCACCCCUCCAUAUAUAUAUAUGUAAGUAUAUAUAUGUGUAUCAUAGCAGUGAGGACCAAGCGCCGCACGGGGCCCCGUGGUCCCGGGCUCCCUCUCCCCUGGCUUGGUGUCAGUGUCGUGAGCGCCCGCCUGCCCGUCCCGUUGCUCUGUGUUUUCGCUCGUGGUUCGGGUCCGUCGCUGUCCUCGUUCCGUCUACCUCAGCACCUCUCUGAGCCCGGGCGCAGAAGGUGCCCAAGUUCCCCUUUGGUUUUCUCAGAGUAUCUAUCGGCUCCUAUUUUUUGUACGACUUUUCCUGUCUCACCGUUUGCUCCCCUGCGGUUCUGCUUGCGAGUCCUCUUUCUGUCCUCUAGCCACAGAUGCCGUUAGCUAAAAGUUUCCUGAAAAAUAAAGAAAAAAAAAAAAAAAAAAAAAAAACAGUUGUGGUGUCUCCUAGUUGCAGCUCUCCGCAUCUGCCUUCGUCCUGUGUAGAUUCAGAUGCAUUUCUUUGUAAGACUUCAGUGUUUCUGACAGAGGAAAAAAAAAGACAAAAAAAAAGAAGAAUAUACUGCUGCAGGUUUUUUUCUCUCCAUGUGUCACUAAGUGAAGUUCGUGCCUUCUAUAGCAAAGAGAAUAUUUUUUACAUCCUACUAACGGUAGAUUUUUUUGUAGUGAACAUUUUUUGUAUUUUUAUUUAUAAGUCUCAUAAGGAAAAUAGCAAUGUUCAGUUGUAUACCUUGAAUCUGCAGUUAGAAAACAAAAGAACAACCAAUAAAGUUAAUUCCGUUGUCUCA
Zonotrichia albicollis (white-throated sparrow) is the source of this 3492-nucleotide messenger RNA. The record is from RefSeq and is a predicted model, not a curated record. NCBI's taxonomy places the organism in Eukaryota, Metazoa, Chordata, Aves, Passeriformes, Passerellidae.